GUUUAUGACCCUUUAGUGCCUUCCCACGCCAUUAUCUUCCAAACCAGAUCCUUCCGUCUAAUUCUGGAAUUAUUUAUCUCGGUGGGUGUGUGCUUUUGGUGGUUUAAAUGAAUGACUCUCAGCCUCAUGAUGGGGCGGAGCUGAAUGGCCAACGCCUGACGAUGAAGUCCCAACAGGCGAUCGACUCAGAUGCCGUCGAGGCUCGAUUUGCGGAGGUGGUUCGUGCGAGUAUCUACCCCGAUCAGGCGACGCAAUUAGUUUUGGAUGGCGGACAAGCGAGUUGGAAUGCUGUUCUGCAGGAUAAUUACCGUCGUCGAUGAGAAGGAAAAAGAGAAAAAAAAAGAAAGCGAAGGGGAAAUGUUUUGGGCGCCUAAGGUUUAGGGGAGAUUGACUCACAUUAUGAGUGGUCAGGCUGUUGUGCGAGACUUACGCGUUUGAGUUUUGUAUUUCUUUUGCUAGGUGUAAAGUCUCAAUUACCUUUCCUUAUAAAACAACCUUAACCAUCCAAACGAUGCAUCCCUAAUAACGAGCUGAGUGAGAUUUAUUUUCAUUAUUUUAGAGCUUCAA
Messenger RNA from Phytomonas sp. Hart1, 567 nucleotides. The record is from the annotation of a GenBank genome assembly. NCBI's taxonomy places the organism in Eukaryota, Euglenozoa, Kinetoplastea, Trypanosomatida, Trypanosomatidae.